CUGAUAACAUUAGACCAGCUGUUUUACAUUUUUUCUAUUGUAUUAUACAAAAUAGUACAAACAAUUUCGAGAAAAUAAUUCUUUGCAUUUUAUAAUUAUUUACGCAUGAAUUUAAUUCAAUUCAUGUUAUAACUAAAUUAAUAAUUCAAUUUAAUUUGUAUAAUAAAUAUUAAAAUCAAAACAACAUUAUCGUUUGUAUAAAAUUAAACAACAAUACGACCUACAACUACAGUGGUGAAUUGCAUUUUGUUGUGCCGCAUUGAUAUGUAUGUAUGUUUGUUUAAAUGUCUUUCCUGGUCAAAUAUAAAUAAAUAACAUUGUUUAGAAUCAUUAAAACAAAAAAUCGUUUUUGUCAUUACUUUUUUAAACAAUGAGUGAAAUAAAUACACAAGGAAAGAAAAACAAAGGACGCAAUAAACCGACAAUUACAAAAAAAUGGGAUCAUAAUGAUGAAGCUGCUAUAAUCAAUUUCCUAAAACAAAACCGUGAAUUUGAGAAACCAACACAACGAAAGUAUUAUACAAAGUUUAUAAUAGAAAAUGGAUUGGAUGAUAUUUAUUGGAAACUUGUAUAUUAUAAAGUACGUAAUAUGCGAACAGUUUAUCGCAGAGCUAAAGAAUACCAAAAACAAAGAGGAGAUGUCAAUGAAAUGGAUGCUGAGGCUGUAAAAAAUGUAAUGUUCAAAAUUUGUUGGUAUGUGGAGGAUUUUGAUGUUCUAUUCCCUAAUGAAAUGUCGGAAAAUAAACGAAUAGAUGUACAAGUAACUAAUUCUGAUAAAGAGGAUGAAACUUCAAACCAGGAACUUUUUUCCAAUACAACAAAUCAUAUUAAUAAUAAUGCAACUACUAGUUUCAAUGAAGAAAUUCUGCAUGAAGAACCUAUGUUGAGUUAUUUACCCAAGAGUAUUAGAAAAGACAUAUUGGCUGUACAAACGGGUAAAUUUAAUUUUAAACGACGGAAAUUUGAUAAAGAAAGCAUAAUAAAACAAAAACAACUUGAACUGGCAAGAACUAAAUUUGAAUUUAAAGCAGAGAAAUUUCGCUUAGAAAUGAAAUUGAAAGAAAAACAAAUCGAAAGCCAAGAAAAAUUAAAGUUAAUGGAGCUACAAAUAAAAGAGAGAAUAGCCAUGAAAGAAUUGGCACUUAAGGAAAAACUGGCACUAAAAUCAAUUAAAACUGCUGAUGUUGAAACUUCCUUUAGUAAUAUAUUUUAAUAAUAAAAUAAUUUCUUUUCUUUGUACAUUAUUUAAAAUAAAUGUUAAAAAAAACUACAAUUUAAACUUAAUGAUGUAUUUCUUUCUAUAAAAUAUUAAGAUUAUGUCAUCACCUUGCAUAGCUAACUAAUUUAAACAUUUAUAAAGAAAUCAUUUCAAUUUAAACUAAAUUGCAUUCAUGUGUAGCUAUUGUUUGGCUUUACGACAUUAUUUUAUUACUGUAUUUAAGGU
Lucilia sericata (common green bottle fly) is the source of this 1444-nucleotide messenger RNA. RefSeq lists its product as uncharacterized. The record is from RefSeq and is a predicted model, not a curated record. Bases 371 to 1213 code for a protein of 280 amino acids. The transcript has 4 exons. NCBI's taxonomy places the organism in Eukaryota, Metazoa, Arthropoda, Insecta, Diptera, Calliphoridae.